CACCCCGAGACCGAGCACUCCUAGAUACCCCAGAGUAGCCCACCUGUCAUCCCGUACCGGGUGCCUCAUACCUCACUGUCUAGAGCGAGUACCUCAUACCUCAUUGCCUUGUACCUGCAGUGAGAAGCUCCUACAGGCAUCCUGUUAGCCAUGGCUGACUCUCUGGCCACUGGAUCCAGACAGCAGUUCCCCCGUAUCAGUAAAUCCAGAGCUUCCACUCAGCUGCAGUUCCUUGCAUCUGACUCAGGAAGCUAUUACAACAGGAGGACAGUUCAGAAGAGAUAUGCCAGACCGGAAAACCGUGAACUGCGAGGAAUACCGCCCUCCUUAAUCAGCGAGUGGAAAGAAAUGUUUAAGACCUUGUCACGGGUACGAUGUCCAAGCUCGGGUUGCUGGGUGGAGUUUCCCAGUGUGUACGGACUGAAACAACAUUAUCAACGAUGCCAAGGGGCUCCGCUCGUAUCCCGCAUGGUCCUCUCCUGUCCACACUGUGAAGCAGUCUUUGCUUCAAGGCCUCAGUUGCAGAAACACCUGAUGUGGAAUCAUUCGGAGAAGGAGGAGAGUAGAGAAAACAGGACAAGCCCACAAGUGGUCUCUGAUGGAGCAAAAGAGAAGUGCAAAGGAGCGAUGAAAAAAGGACCCACUGGAAACAAAGUUUCGAAACCACAUCCAGUGCAGACUCCAGGGGAGAAUGGAGACAUCCUGCAUCCCAGGAACAAUGAAACACAAGGGGAUAUAUGUCUUUCUGAUGAGGACCCAGAAAGGAUGAGGCACAGAAGGAAACAAAGGACUCCAAAGAAGUUCACAGGAGAGCAGCCGUCUAUCACUACCACCUUUGGCUUAAAAGGUUUGGGAAAGACAGAGGAUAAGUCCAGAGGAAGACACGGACGGAUUGUACAGGGGAGAGCAGAGGAACAAAAGAAGAAGAUUGAUAGUGCAAACCUAAGACUGGAGCACAUAAUGAAGCCCGCUUCAGGCAGUGUGGACGACAAGUGCCAACGUCUGAGCAGUAAGAAGGGUGAGGUGACUUGCCCCAACUGCUCAUCUGUUACACGCAAAACUUUAGCAGGGCUGAGAAAACACAUGGAUGUAUGUGAACAGCUGCAAGAAGCACUGAGGUGUCAACAAUGCAGAAAGCAGUUCAGGUCCAAAGCCGGUUUGAAUUAUCACACCAUGGCAGAACAUGUCAAUAAGUCUUCCAGUUCUGACAGUAACCCACUUGAAGAUCCCAGAGAACGGGAGCGCCUGAGAAAAAUGUUAAAGCAGAUGGGAAAAUUGCGCUGCCCUAAGCAGAAUUGCUCGGCCACAUUCUCCAGCUUGAUGGGGUAUCAGUACCACACCCAGCGUUGCGGCACUCAGCAGUGUGAGCGGGAGAAGCUGCACUUUUCCUGCCCUCAGUGUAACAAGGCUUACCAGUCCAAGGCUGGAAGAGAUUACCAUGUGCGCUCAGAGCAUUGUGCGGAUUCUGAGGAACCAGAGCCUGAGUCAAGGCAGACAGAGGUGGUGGAGGAUUUUGAGCGGACCCCAAGUGGUAGGGUCCGGAGGCACUCAGCGCAAGUCGCAGUCUUCCAUUUGCAGGAAAUUGCGGAGGACGAGCUGGCAAAGGAAGGGAGCAGGAGAAGAAUGAAGGAGGAUUUGGUACCUGACAGCAAGAGGCUGAACUACCUCCGCCCUGGCCUGCCGACCUUUAACCCCCAGCUCCUGGAUCGCUGGAAAGCACUUGUGAAGGAAAACGGCUUCAUUUGUUGUCCCAAUAAUUGUUGUGAAGCAAUAUACUCCAGUGUGUCUGGGUUGAAGGCUCAUCUUGCAAACUGUAACAAGGGCAGUCACUCUGGGGGGAAAUACAGAUGUCUACUGUGUCAGAAGGAGUUCAGCUCCGAAAGCGGUGUGAAGUAUCACAUACUUAAGACGCACUCACAGAACUGGUUCCGGAUAUCCACCGUUUCAUCACCUUCUAAAAGAAAAAUGAGUGCGGAACCUUCUCCUGACAUGUUAGAGAUAAAAGCAAUAGAAAAGAAUAAAAAGAUGAAGCUUGAGGAGAAGGCCCCAAGUCUUCCUACAGUCUCAGUGCCACCACCAACAAAAGAGACACCAAUUGCACUAAAAACUCAACCUAUAAAAGCACCAAGUAAACCCGGGACAUAUAUGGGACCAAAGGGGAAAUUGUGUCAUGGUGGCCCUACCAGAAGAGGAAAAUGACACCAAUGUGCUGCACAGUCCAGAUCGAAAACCCACUUCAGUAGCCAACUGUAGUCACACCAAUCAAUAUACACAUUCCUACGUGUGCUCACUGCUACAGCCUAACACAGGACCAAGUAUACUCAAUAUAUCAUCGUCUAGCUACUACUUGAAAGUCAGGAUAGAAAAUAGUGACAUUAUUAUUAUUGAAUAUUACUAUAUAAAUCUAUAUGAAAAGGAUAUUCGCUGUCUAAAAUUAUAGCUAUAUCGCCUCCAGCUGCUUUAAGGGAUGAGUUUUUUGGGGAGAUGGUGAUGAAUUUGUAUUUAGGUGUGAAGUUUGCACUAAGGCAUAGCAACCAUACAGGACCUUGGAUAUAAAAUACAAACUAUGCACAGUGCAGAGCAUCUUGGAGUCUCAAUGUUUUACCCUACAGAAGGACUGCUGUAGGGUAGGAACUGCUAUAGAUUUUUCCUGUAAAUUAGUAGUGGAAAAAAAUCCAUUGCAGAAUGUGAGGUUUCAAGCUUGCACUAUUUUGGGCAUCAUAUUGGUGAGUAAAGGCUGCACUCACCAUGUAUUUCAAAGAUGAAAUAUUGGUGAGUGCAUCCUUUUCAUUUCUUCUAUUGUGGAUCUACUUUGGAUGUCCUGCUUUAUAAGGCUUUUUGCACCACCAUAUUAGUGCUUGCCUCAGUGCAUUUACCACUUCAGGGGCCAUAUGUCAUUAAAUGACGAAAGGACAGUAAGGAGUGCCAGUUCGGUUUCUCUCUUUGGAAUAUUGGUUAGUAAGUUUACCAAAACCCAGGAGUGUAUAGGACACAGAAUGAAACUGUAAUGGUAAAAUGUGCUCCUUUUUCUAUGUUUUGGACCCACUCCUGGUUUUGGUACAACUACUGACCAAAAAGAGGAGAAAUUACUGUGUGAACCUUAGGCUGGGUUUGCAUGUUGUAUUUUGGUCAGCAUUUGCUCUUUAUUUUGGUAAUUUAUAUAUAGCCAAAACCAGGAGUGGAACCAACACAAAAAACUAAAAUGGAAAGUCAUGCACCCAUUUCUGUGUUUUUGGACCUACUCCUAGUUUUUGCUUAAAAUACUGACCAAAUUAUCAUGUGUAAGGCCAGCUUUAUUAAGUGAGCAUCUAAUAAAGGCAUUACUAAGAAAUGUGUCUAAGGGUAUGGUCACCCACAGCUGAAAUGCUGCAGGAAAGAAAUCCUUAGCAUUUACAUACUGAAAUCUACUAUGGAAACUCUGUACCUUAUCAUUUGGUUUUUAGUGUGGAUUUCCAGUGUGAAUUAUGUAAAUUAUAUUUACAAAAAUUUUUAAUAAUCUGUCUAAAGUCCUCACUUGCGGAUCUUGCUGCAGCAAAAUAUCACAAUAAAUUUUCAAGAAUUUUGACGCCAAAAUUGACUUGGCGCAGGCUCAAAAGUCUACUUAUGGGUCAACUUUUGCAUGUAUUUCAUCCACUUUAAUCUGACUCACUUUUCUGCUACUGUAAAUAGUGAAUAUUUUCCUCACUAAAACGUGAAAAAUCUGCAGCAGAUAUACUGUGUGUGACCAGACCCUUUUAAAAGGGUUUUUCAGUUUAACAUAAAUAAAAAUUAAACAAUGAUGUCCAGUGCUAAGAAAGUUGUCCCCUAUACACAGGGCUGAGCCAGGGCCCUGUACAGGAGAUCGUGGUGGGUCAGACACCGCGCUAUCUCCCGUGUGGGGCCCCAGCUCUGCACUUCUAGAGUGUGUUUCGUGCCCAGAAAGUCAGCUGGUCGAAACAUUUCCCCUCCAUUCAUCUCUAUGGGAGAGGCAGUGACACAGGAAAGCUCUCCCAUAGAGCUGAAUGGAGGGGUGUGUUUCUACCAGCUGACCUGCUGUGUGCAAAACGUCACACACAGCAGCUCAGCUGGGGCCGAGUCGGGGCCCAGUGCAAAUAGGGUACUCCACUGGAAAACAUUUUUUUUUAAAUCAGCUGGUUAAACAGAUUUGUAAUUUACUACUAUUUAAAAAUCUU
This is a messenger RNA of Hyla sarda, 4172 nucleotides long. It is a transcript of the gene ZNF512B, whose product is annotated as zinc finger protein 512B. NCBI's taxonomy places the organism in Eukaryota, Metazoa, Chordata, Amphibia, Anura, Hylidae. The transcript is spliced from 17 exons. Gene Ontology annotation, molecular function: zinc ion binding. The record is from RefSeq and is a predicted model, not a curated record. The coding region runs from base 151 to 2199 and encodes 682 amino acids.